Messenger RNA from Chelmon rostratus (copperband butterflyfish), 3638 nucleotides. RefSeq names its product spermatogenesis associated 20 (gene spata20). The transcript has 16 exons. Lineage: Eukaryota; Metazoa; Chordata; Actinopteri; Chaetodontiformes; Chaetodontidae. The record is from RefSeq and is a predicted model, not a curated record. Bases 100 to 2565 code for a protein of 821 amino acids. Gene Ontology annotation, biological process: carbohydrate metabolic process.
ACCCCAUGGAAGUUUUAGCUGAUGGAAGUCAACAAAAUAGCUAACGUUAGCUUGCAAAAGUAACCAACUACCGUUGAGCACCACACUUGGUGGAUUAGGAUGUUGAGACUGGCAUGGCGUCAGUCGACGUCCAAAAAUAGCCGCGUACAGCCUGCACGCCUUUUAACUGCAGCUUUUUCGGGAGCGGACAGUCAACACCAACACUCAGGGGGUAACAUUAGGCGCUUCAGACAAAUUCCCCACCCACCAAGCGAUAAGCCACCGGUCCAGCACCGUCCCCAGCCGGCCUACUACCACAGUUCAUCUGUCUUAAUGAGCAUGGCGUCAGGGGGUGAAGAGUCAUCAUCCACCCCUCACAAACACACCAACAGGUUAGCCAAAGAGAGGUCACCCUACCUGCUGCAACAUGCACACAAUCCUGUGGACUGGUAUCCAUGGGGACAAGAAGCUUUUGAUAAGGCAAAGAAUGAAGACAAACCGAUCUUUUUAUCAGUGGGAUACUCAACCUGCCAUUGGUGCCAUGUUAUGGAGAGGGAAUCUUUUGAAGAUGAGGAAAUUGGCAAAAUCAUGAGUGACAACUUUGUCUGCAUCAAGUUAGACCGAGAAGAGAGACCUGAUGUGGAUAAGGUCUACAUGACCUUUGUGCAGGCAACAAGUGGAGGUGGAGGGUGGCCCAUGAGUGUGUGGUUGACUCCUGACCUUCGACCUUUCAUUGGAGGCACCUACUUCCCUCCCAGAGACCAUGGAAGAAGACCUGGGCUCAAAACGGUUCUCACCAGAAUCAUAGACCAGUGGCAGAACAACCGUCCUGCUUUGGAGUCCAGUGGUGAGAGGAUCCUUGAAGCUCUAAAGAAAGGCACGGCCGUCGCUGCAAACCCGGGAGAAAAUCCUCCACUGGCUCCAGAUGUUGCUAAUCGCUGCUUCCAGCAGUUGGCGCAUUCCUACGAGGAGGAGUAUGGUGGCUUUAGAGACGCUCCCAAGUUCCCCACACCAGUGAAUCUGAUGUUCCUCAUGUCAUACUGGUGUGUGAAUCGCUCCACCUCAGAAGGGGCCGAGGCUCUUCAGAUGGCCCUGCACACUCUCCGAAUGAUGGCGCUCGGAGGCAUCCACGACCAUGUGGCGCAGGGUUUUCAUCGUUACUCUACAGAUUCCUCCUGGCAUGUUCCCCACUUUGAAAAGAUGUUGUACGACCAGGCUCAGCUUGCUGUAGCCUACAUAACUGCCUCGCAGGUAUCAGGUGAGCAGCUCUUUGCUGAUGUGGCUAAGGACAUACUGCUCUAUGUCUCCAGAGACCUGAGUGACAAGUCUGGGGGUUUCUACAGUGCAGAGGAUGCAGACUCUGUCCCAGCAUCGGGGGGAUCAGAAAAGCGUGAAGGGGCUUUCUGCGUUUGGACAGCCUCAGAAGUUCGGGAUCUGCUCCCAGAUGUGGUGGAGGGUGCCACUGGAUCUGCCACGCAGGCAGACAUCUUCAUGCACCACUAUGGGGUGAAGGUGCAAGGCAAUGUCGCUCCGGAACAGGACCCCCACGGGGAGCUGCAGGGCCAAAAUGUGCUGAUCGUGCGUUAUUCAGCGGAGUUAACGGCUGCUCACUUUGGCAUCACUGUUGAGAAGGUCAACGAGCUCCUGGCCUCCGCCAGGGCCAAAAUGGCAGAAGUGAGGAAGAGUCGGCCGCGUCCGCACCUGGACACCAAGAUGUUGGCCUCCUGGAAUGGUCUGAUGCUCUCUGCCUACGCUCGUGUUGGAGCUGCGCUGGGGGACAAGGCCCUGCUGGAGAGGGCGGUGCGGGCUGGCAACUUCCUAAAGGAGCACCUGUGGGAUGCUCAGCAGCAGAUCAUCCUCCGAUCCUGUUACUAUGGAGACGAGAUGGAGGUGCAUCAGAUAUCUCCACCUAUCUCAGGCUUCCUGGAUGACUACGCCUUCAUCAUUUGCGGCUUGCUGGACCUGUACGAGGCCACGCUGCAGACGCAGUGGUUGCAGUGGGCCGAGGAGCUGCAGCUCAGGCAGGACGAGCUGUUCUUGGAUGAGCAGGGCGGAGGCUACUUCUGCAGUGACCCCAGUGACAGCACGGUGCUGCUGCAGCUCAAAGAAGAUCAGGACGGAGCUGAGCCCAGUGCUAACUCGGUGUCGGCGUCCAAUCUCCUGCGUCUGUCUAACUACACUGGAAGACAGGAGUGGCUCCAGAGGUCCCAACGGCUACUGGCAGCCUUCUCCGACCGUCUGACCAGGGUCCCCAUAGCACUGCCUGAAAUGGUCCGGGCUCUUAUGGCCCAGCACUACACGCUUAAACAGAUCGUGAUCUGUGGCCAGAAGGAUGCCCCGGACACUACAAGUCUUCUCGCAACAGUCAGCUCCCUCUUCCUACCACAUAAGGUCUUGAUGCUCAUUGAUGACGAUGCAGACAGUUUCCUGUGCCAGCGUCUGCCCGUUCUCUCCUCCAUGUCCCGGCAGGAUGGGGUCGCCACAGCCUACGUCUGCCAGGAUUUUACCUGUUCCCUUCCUGUCACUGACCCCCAGGAACUACGGAGGCUACUGCUGGACGGGACCACAGACACACAGGCAGAAUGACGACUGACUGACUGAUAUUUAACGAGAAGGCCGUGAUCUUCAUAGACUGCACUCUUCUGAACUGUAGCCCUAGCCUAGCUUAUUUUUGCUGUUUUUGGCUAGUGAGUUUGGCUUUGCCAUAACAGAAUGCCAAUGCUUAAGAAGUCAAUACAAUACCUUGGUAGGAAUAGUUCCAGUACCAUGAGGUGAGUGGCGCUUCCGUCCUUCAUUCCAGACCUGUGACACCAGCCUAUUUUUUUAUUAGCAAUACCAGCUAAGUAUUACCUCGUGUAUCAGCUCAAGUUUUUUUUAGCAGGCUUUCAGAGACAGACCCAUAUUGAAAUUCAGGUGUAUAAAGAAAUAUAUGCACAGCAGCAGUAGCAGCCUCCUGUAACUCUGCAGCACUUGAACAAAGUGUCCUGGCCUGACCAUUAGCCCGCAAGUAGACUGCAGACUUUUACUAGACCACAACCUAAGACCGCUCGGAUGAACCGUCCCGAGAAUAAUUCGCAGAUGACCCAGUCUGCAUCGGUGUCCUGUUCUGGCCCUGUGUUCCAGCUCCCACAUUCAUGUCACAUGGAUCUGACAGUGGAGGCCUGCUUGCCUGUGCGUGUUUGUAUGUAAAAAAAGGGUUGGUUUGCAGGUUUGUAUGCACCGAAAUUUCAAAGUUUUAUCACAUGUGCAUUCGGUUUUAUUUGUAGUAGCGUCACAGUGAACGAGCUGCUGUCUUACAAUCUUCAUUUACCAUCUGCUCUCGCCCUCGUUGGCUUGUCUGUUAUAUUGGAUUCAACGUAAGGACUCUUGUCCACCGCUGCAGAGACUUGUGUCUUCACACCUUUUAUCUUGAGGUUUAGACAACAACAAUACACAGCAUGUAUACGCACAACCCUGAGUAAUAAAGAGACUUCCCUUAUAAGCAGUGCAAGGUUCAUGUUUGGAAUGGAUGCUUCUUGGUUUGAAGUUGUUAUUCUCGAGGUUCUCUAUGAGUGGCAUCACUCAAACGCCACUGAAAACAUUGCUUAAUUUAAGAUUCAGGUUGUUUUUUGUUGUUUUGCAUUGAGCUUUAAGACUUCAGGAAUAAAUGACACACUGGA